AUGUCUAACAACUUGAUCGGUGGUUUCUUCAACAGAUUGUCUGCUUCUACUAAGUACAUUUUCGGUUGUAUGGUCGUCUACGGUGAAAACAACAACAAUGGUAUCACCGGUUUCUUCAUGGUUAGAGGUCAAGAUUACGCUCCAGCCUUCGAUGUUGCUCCAGAUUGGGAAUCAUACUCUUACACUAAGUUAGAUAGUUCUAACGAACAAGACCAAAAGUUCGUCAACAACAUGUUAGCAUGGGAUGAACCAGUUGUCGUUGACGGUGAAUCCAAGGAAAUCGCUGACGGUAAGGUCUGUAAGUAA
Debaryomyces fabryi is the source of this 306-nucleotide messenger RNA. RefSeq lists its product as uncharacterized. Gene Ontology annotation, biological process: translational elongation. Gene Ontology annotation, cellular component: nucleus; cytoplasm. The record is from RefSeq and is a predicted model, not a curated record. Lineage: Eukaryota; Fungi; Ascomycota; Pichiomycetes; Serinales; Debaryomycetaceae. The coding region runs from base 1 to 306 and encodes 101 amino acids. Gene Ontology annotation, molecular function: translation elongation factor activity. The transcript has a single exon.